AUGACAAUAGCAAUACAAUCUCUUUCCAUCAUUGGAUCUGCCUUGACACGCUGGACAGCAGACAUCAUUCGAGAAUGGGAGGGGUCUCACCAAGAGGCGGUCGUAUUCAACAGAGACACCAUACAUUUGGGCCAAGUAGACAUGAAGAAUGCCUUGAUGGGCCCAGCUGGUAGUCGUAGAACCACCACAAGACUGCAGACGAUCGACAGCACGCUGGGAAUCCACUUGCAUCAUUUGGCUUUGGCGCUAUACCGUGACAAGCUCAUCCUGGCAGAGCACAUUUGCAAGUCUUCAUGA
Mucor velutinosus is the source of this 297-nucleotide messenger RNA. Its product is annotated as HTH CENPB-type domain-containing protein. NCBI's taxonomy places the organism in Eukaryota, Fungi, Mucoromycota, Mucoromycetes, Mucorales, Mucoraceae. The transcript has a single exon. Bases 1 to 297 code for a protein of 98 amino acids. The record is from RefSeq and is a predicted model, not a curated record.